Molecule: messenger RNA, 2385 nt
Organism: Engraulis encrasicolus (European anchovy)
Lineage: Eukaryota; Metazoa; Chordata; Actinopteri; Clupeiformes; Engraulidae
Product: protocadherin gamma-A11-like
Exons: 1
Coding region: 1-2385 (794 amino acids)
Biological process (GO): homophilic cell-cell adhesion
Cellular component (GO): plasma membrane
Molecular function (GO): calcium ion binding
Source: RefSeq, a predicted model, not a curated record
AUGGGAGACGAUAGACAAAGAAACGGGCCGGGUUUUCCGUGGAUUGCUGCUCAGCUCUUUCUUCUUUUGUGUUUCGGGGAGACGGUCUGGGCACAGCUACGGUACUCAGUUCCAGAGGAGGGGAAAGUGGGAUCUGUUGUUGGAAACGUUGCUAAGGAUCUGGGACUGGAUGUAGGCACGUUGGUGGAGAGAGGCUUUCGUAUUGUUUCUGGGACUAAGGACGCUCUUUUCCAGGUAAAUCAAAAUAAUGGCGUCUUGAUUGUUCACAAAAAUAUCGACAGAGAGGAACUGUGCGAAGGAAACGCAGCAUGCUUAAUAAACCUGAAAAUAGCAGUUGAAAAUCCUUUGGAAAUACAUUAUGUGACUGUUGAAAUUAUGGACGUAAAUGAUAAUGCUCCGCGCUUCCUAAAGAAAGAAGAUCAUUUAGAGGUAGCCGAAAACACGCUGCCGGGAGCAGAUUUCCCCUUAGUAGCUGCCCGUGAUUCAGACUCUGGUGCGAAUUCUCUACGCCUCUAUAAACUGAGUCACAGCGACCAUUUUGAGCUAGAGGUACGAGAUGACGGCGAGGAUAACAAACUACCAGUUUUAAAACUUAAGAACCUUUUGGAUAGGGAACGUAAGUCUGUACACCGCCUAGUGUUAACCGCUGUUGAUGGUGGGAACCCGCCGAAGUCAAGUAGCAUAAAUAUCACUAUAUCUGUUCAAGAUGUUAACGAUAACAGACCAGUGUUCAGUCAGAAUUCCUACACAGCAUCAGUAAAAGAAAACACUGCAACUAACACAUUUGUCUUGAAAGUGAAUGCUAGUGAUGCCGAUGCCGGUGUAAACGGGCAAGUGACAUAUUAUUUUGCUAAUAAUUUAAAACAAAAUGUUUAUGACACUUUCGAAGUAGACGAGGUUACUGGUGAAAUACGAGUGAAAGGCAUAAUUGACUUUGAAUCCACGGAGGUGUACAGAGCAGAUGUUACAGCUUCAGACAAGGGUCAACCUGCUAUGUCAACAAAUUGCAGGGUCAUAAUAAAAGUAAUUGACGUGAAUGACAACAAGCCUGAGAUUGAAGUUACCUCGUUAUCUAAUGUUGUGUCUGAAGGCUCUAAAGCAGGGACAGUAAUAUCUCUUAUUAGCAUCACGGAUAAGGAUUCAGGUGAUAAUGGCAAAGUUACCUGCAGCUUAUCAGAGUAUGUUCCUUUUGAGCUGAAACCCUCCUUUCAAGACAACAUGUAUUCUCUUGUAGUGAAAAGACCACUGGACAGAGAACUUGUGCCAGACUAUGAUAUCACCAUUGUAGCCACAGACCUAGGUCAGCCACCGCUGUCCACUUCAAAAACGUUUAAUGUCCAAAUAUCCGAUGUCAACGAUAACUCCCCAGAAUUCUCACAGAAUCCUCUAGAACUUUAUCUGAUGGAGAAUAACACUCCAGGUGACGCCAUAUUUUCCGUCAGUGCGUCUGAUAAGGACACAAAUGACAACGCCUUGAUUGCAUACCAUCUUAUUAGAAAUGAGGGAGUGCCUCAGGAUGUUAUAUCCUUCCUGAACAUUAACUCUGAGAACGGAGUUAUCCACGCACUAAAAAGUUUCGACUUUGAAAGUGUGAAAAUGUUUCAGUUCCAAGUUUUAGCGAAAGACUCGGGCAACCCACCACUUAGUAGCAACGUCACCGUGAAAGUCUAUAUUCAGGACCAAAAUGAUAAUGCCCCAAAGAUAUUAUAUCCAGUCAGCUCUAACGGCUCGGCUGAAGGCGUGGAGGAGAUUCCACGUAAUGUCAAUGGAGGUUAUUUGGUCACAAAGGUGAGGGCUUAUGACGCAGACAUAGGGUACAACGGUUGGCUUCUAUUCUCCCUACAAGAGGUGACAGACCACACUCUCUUUAGUUUGGACCGCUACACUGGACAGAUAAGGACACUACGGGCGUUUACUGAAACAGACGAGGCCCAACACAAACUCGUAAUACUGGUCAAAGACAAUGGCAACAUCUCGCUCUCAGCUACAGCCACACUGACAGUCAGCCUGGUGGAACCUAAGGAAGCUUUUGCAGCGUCGGAUGUGAGAAGUGCUGUUAGCAAUGACGAGGACAGCAAUGCGACUUUUUAUUUAUUUAUCGCACUGGGAUCAGUUUCAUGUCUCUUCCUAGUUAGCAUCAUUGUGCUGAUAGCAAUGCGAUGCGCAAAACCUACAGACUUCUCGUCCAAGUACUUGCAGGACACGAACUAUGAUGGAACUUUAUGCCACAGCAUCCAGUACAGAUCUGGAGACAAGAGGUACAUGCUGGUUGGACCCAGAAUGAGUAUCGGUUCCACUAUAGUUCCUGGCAGCAAUGCAAACACCUUAGUUGUUCCUGAUCGCAGAAGCAGAGCUUCCGGAGAGGUAAGCGUUACUGAGUUAUGA